Messenger RNA from Naegleria gruberi, 999 nucleotides. RefSeq lists its product as uncharacterized. Bases 1 to 999 code for a protein of 332 amino acids. Lineage: Eukaryota; Heterolobosea; Eutetramitea; Acrasida; Naegleriidae. The transcript has 2 exons. The record is from RefSeq and is a predicted model, not a curated record.
AUGCUCCCUCACCGCCAGCAACAACAAGUACAAUAUGAUGAGAAUGAUCGUAGUCAGCAAGAGAGUGCAAUUGUUCAUCCAAUAAGAAGAGGCAGUAAUAGAAAUUUAGCUCUCUCUACAGUAUCAACAAUAUCAUCAUCAACUGUUGCUAAUAAUUACUAUUAUAAGAAUAAUCGUCAUCAUCAUCAUCCCUCGAUAAGAUCCUCACAAUAUAUGAAAUUUGAAUCUAAUCAUCAAAAUCCAUCGACCUUCGUAAGGAGCUGGGCAAAUAUUAAGAGAGUGCUUAAUAAGAUUUAUAAGUGGACAUUGGGAAAUGUUCGUCUCCGAAUGUACAUUUAUUCAAUGUUAAAGAUCUUUUCCAUUACCUAUGUUCAAGCAAACUCAAUCAUUUUGGGAAGAAAGGAAGAUCUCACCUACUAUGACACUACACUUAGUCAAUCCUUACUUGUUAUUUCCUAUACAUAUAUGGCACUUCUCAUGAUCAUGUUCACUGAAAGAUAUCUCAGAGAAUUAUACUGUGUUUACAAGAGAAAGGAACUCUUAAUUUGGAUCAACUGGAUCGAAGCUUUUAUCUUCUUUACCUAUGUCGUUUAUUCAGUAUUCACAACCUGUAAUCACAUCUAUUAUUUGGUUGAAGAAUUGAAAGAAGAAAGUGGACAUGAAAAUGCAAAAGAAGUUGGCGCCAAAUCUCUCGAGCAAAAAUUUGCAGUCGAAAUGAUUGAAAUUUUCAUUCACUUGUAUAUUAUAUUUGAUAAGGCAAGCCAUUUUCUUCAUUCUGGACAUAGUAUUUCACUAUAUUUGUCUAAGGCAGCUCAUAUUCCUAAAAUGCAAGAUGUCAGUCAUGGGCAUGAACAUUUGGCCAGUGAUUUACAGGGAGAAUCAUAUGUUUCAGAUGAAGAAGAAAAGAAAGAUGUGAUGAAAGAAAGUGAAAUGCGUAAAGAAUUGGAACAGGAAUUGUUGGAUACAAGUGUUAAUCCUGCCGAUAGAAUAAUCGAAUAA